CAAACAGUAGUCGCUAUGUUGGCACACUGCACUCAAAAUGAGUACCAGUAUUCCCCUGGUCAUCAAAGCCAAAUUAUUUCAGAGAUGACGGUGGAGUGAUCUUAAUCAGCCAUCUGGACUCAGUCAUCACCAUCCGACUGUCGUCCAGGUCAGUUAUAGUCAAAAGUCCAAGUUACGACGAAAGUUCAACUAUGACGCAACUAGUUCCUAACCCUAAAUUGGACACUUACUGGGGAGAGUAGACAGAAAAUCAAAUUGUCUCAAACUGCAGCUACAAACACUUUUUUCCAAUUUCCAUCAUCACCAAAGCUCCGCAGGAGGUUCUACGGCUACUAUUGUUACAGUUGGAUUUUUAUUCUUGCACGCCAUUGAAACACUGAUGCUCAGCAUACAACUGAAAGUUAAAGGAAAAGGGCUUAAUAUGUAUCAUAGUUGCUGUCAGAGUAUUAUAACGUUCAAGUGUCAUGUUACUUGUCAUAGUCACGCGGAAGGAUCUGCUGACAGUGCUGUUACAGUGCGUCGUCCCGUUGGGGAGGCGGAAAAAGACUGGAUUUUUGGUGAAAAUGUUCUCCUGACCGUGCAGGGCAUCCUCACAAAAUUAACUGUUUAUGGAGUGUAAGAUGGAAACAGACGAAAUUGAAGAACCUCCACGUACUAACCAUCUUCUGCAAUGGAGCCAGUGGCAACUUAUAGACUCCAUUCUUCCCACAGGGGGCUUUGCUCACUCAUUUGGUCUUGAAGCCGCUAUGCAAGCUCAGACCGUUAUGGGGCCCGAAGAUCUUAAAACGUUUGUAAUACACUUGCUGGAGAACACAGGUAGCCUCCUUCUUCCAUUUGUAUAUGAAGCAAAUAAAUCCCCCAACUUAGAUACAUGGACCAAGCUUAAUAGAACACUGGAAGCAACCCUGACAAAUGAAGUUAGUAAAAAAGCGUCAAUUUCUCAAGGAUCGGCGCUAUUAAGAGUAGCUGCAUCAGUUUUCCCAGAAGUUCCAUCAUUGAAAACCAUGAGAGAUAAAUUACUAGGUUCAGGAACUGUAUCUUUUCACCAUGCACCUGUCUUUGGUCUCACAUGUGGCCUUUUAGGGUUCGAUAGUGGGACUUCUCAGAGGGCUUAUGUGUUUAUGACAAUGAGAGAUGUGUUAUCUGCGGCAACAAGGUUAAAUUUGGUUGGACCCUUGGGUGCAGCUGCAUUGCAGCAUCAGAUUGCUUAUGUUGCUGAAGAAAUUGUUAGGAAAUGGAUGGAUAGUCCUAUUGAAGAAGCAUGCCAAACAUCUCCUUUGCUUGACACAGUCCAGGGAUGUCAUGGGUAUUUGUUCUCGAGAUUGUUUUGCUCUUGAAAAACUCUGCCCUUCAGUAUAUCAUUUUCAUUUGGCCAACAAAUGAACCUGAUUCAUGAACAUGUAAAUAGGUUUUGUUAUAUUUUACCGUCAGCCCUUCUUUGGCCCACAAAUCAACCUGAUUCACGAUUCAGAUGAUAUUUUACAUCAGUGUUACAUUUUCUGAAUGUCUCCAA
This is a messenger RNA of Papaver somniferum (opium poppy), 1513 nucleotides long. Its product is annotated as urease accessory protein F-like. Bases 609 to 1337 code for a protein of 242 amino acids. The transcript has 3 exons. The record is from RefSeq and is a predicted model, not a curated record. Lineage: Eukaryota; Viridiplantae; Streptophyta; Magnoliopsida; Ranunculales; Papaveraceae. Gene Ontology annotation, molecular function: nickel cation binding.